AAGCCCAAGCCUAAGCCUAAGCCUAAGCCUAAGCCUAAGCCUAAGCCUAAGCCUAAGCCUGCCCAAGCCCAGCCUAAGCCUAAGCCUAAGCCUAAGCCUAAGCCUAAGCCUAAGCCUAAGCCUAAGCCUAAGCCUGCUCGCUAAGCCUAAGCCUAAGCCUAAGCCUAAGCCUAAGCCUGCCUAAGCCUAAGCCUAAGCCUAAGCCUAAGCUCAAGCCUAAGCCUAAGCCUAAGCCUAAGCCUAAGCCUAAGCCUAAGCCUAAGCCUAAGCCUAAGCCUAAGCCUAAGCCUAAGCCUAAGCCUAAGCCUAAGCCCAAGCCUAAGCCUAAGCCUAAGCCUAAGCCUAAGCCUAAGCCUAAGCCUAAGCCUAAGCCUAAGCCUAAGCCUAAGCCUAAGCCUAAGCCUAAGCCCAAGCCUAAGCCUAAGCCUAAGCCUAAGCCUAAGCCUAAGCCUAAGCCUAAGCCUAAGCCUAAGCCUAAGCCUAAGCCUAAGCCUAAGCCUAAGCCUAAGCCUAAGCCUAAGCCUAAGCCUAAGCCUGCUCUGCGCUCCAAGCCUAAGCCUAAGCCUCAAGCCUCAAGCCUAAGCCUAAGCCUAAGCCUAAGCCUAAGCCUAAGCCUAAGCCUAAGCCUAAGCCUAAGCCUAAGCCUAAGCCUAAGCCUAAGCCUAAGCCUAAGCCUAAGCCUAAGCCUAAGCCUAAGCCUAAGCCUAAGCCUAAGCCCAAGCCUAAGCCUAAGCCUAAGCCUAAGCCUAAGCCUAAGCCUAAGCCUAAGCCUAAGCCUAAGCCUAAGCCUAAGCCUAAGCCUAAGCCUAAGCCUAGCCUGCCUAAGCCUAAGCCUAAGCCUAAGCCUAAGCCUAAGCCUAGCCUAGCCUAAGCCUAAGCCUAAGCCUAAGCCUAAGCCUAAGCCUAAGCCCUCUGCCAAGCCUAAGCCUAAGCCUGCCAGCCUAAGCCUAAGCCUAAGCCUAAGCCGCCAGCCAAGCCUAAGCCUAAGCCUAAGCCUAAGCCUAAGCCUAAGCCUAAGCCUAAGCCUAAGCCUAAGCCUGCCUGCCUAAGCCUAAGCCUAAGCCUAAGCCUAAGCCUAAGCCUAAGCCUAAGCCUAAGCCUAAGCCCAAGCCUAAGCCUAAGCCUAAGCCUAAGCCUGCCUGCCUAAGCCUAAGCCUAAGCCUCAAGCCUAAGCCUAAGCCUAAGCCUAAGCCUAAGCCUAAGCCUAAGCCUAAGCCUAAGCCUAAGCCUAAGCCUAAGCCUAAGCCUAAGCCUAAGCCUAAGCCUAAGCCUAAGCCUAAGCCUAAGCCUAAGCCUAAGCCUAAGCCUAAGCCUAAGCCUAAGCCUAAGCCUAAGCCUAAGCCUAAGCCUAAGCCUAAGCCUAAGCCUAAGCCUAAGCCUAAGCCUAAGCCUAAGCCUAAGCCUAAGCCUAAGCCUAAGCCUAAGCCUAAGCCUAAGCCUAAGCCUAAGCCUAAGCCUAAGCCUAAGCCUAAGCCUAAGCCUAAGCCUAAGCCUAAGCCUAAGCCUAAGCCUAAGCCUAAGCCUAAGCCUAAGCCUAAGCCUAAGCCUAAGCCUAAGCCUAAGCCUAAGCCUAAGCCUAAGCCUAAGCCUAAGCCUAAGCCCUCAAGCCUAAGCCUAAGCCUAAGCCUAAGCCUAAGCCUAAGCUUCCAAGCCUAAGCCUAAGCCUAAGCCUAAGCCUAAGCCUAAGCCUAAGCCUAAGCCUAAGCCUAAGCCUAAGCCUAAGCCUAAGCCUAAGCCCAAGCCUAAGCCUAAGCCUAAGCCUAAGCCUAAGCCUAAGCCUAAGCCUGCCCAAGCCUAAGCCUAAGCCUAAGCCUAAGCCUAAGCCUAAGCCUGCCUAAGCCUAAGCCUAAGCCUAAGCCUAAGCCUAAGCCUAAGCCUAAGCCUAAGCCUAAGCCUAAGCCUAAGCCUAAGCCUAAGCCCAAGCCUAAGCCUAAGCCUAAGCCUAAGCCUAAGCCUAAGCCUAAGCCUAAGCCUAAGCCUAAGCCUAAGCCUAAGCCUAAGCCUAAGCCUAAGCCUAAGCCUAAGCCUAAGCCUAAGCCUAAGCCUAAGCCUAAGCCUAAGCCUAAGCCUAAGCCUAAGCCUAAGCCUAAGCCUAAGCCUGCUUCAAGCCUAAGCCUAAGCCUAAGCCUAAGCCUAAGCCUAAGCCUAAGCCUAAGCCUAAGCCUAAGCCUAAGCCUAAGCCUAAGCCUAAGCCUAAGCCUAAGCCUAAGCCUAAGCCUAAGCCUAAGCCUAAGCCUAAGCCUAAGCCUAAGCCUAAGCCUAAGCCUAAGCCUAAGCCUAAGCCUAAGCCUAAGCCUAAGCCUAAGCCUAAGCCUAAGCCUAAGCCUAAGCCUAAGCUUAAGCCUAAGCCUAAGCCUAAGCCUAAGCCUGCCUCAAGCCUAAGCCUAAGCCUAAGCCUAAGCCCAAGCCUAAGCCUAAGCCUAAGCCUAAGCCUAAGCCUAAGCCUAAGCCUAAGCCUAAGCCUAAGCCUAAGCCUAAGCCUAAGCCUAAGCCUAAGCCUAAGCCUAAGCCUAAGCCUAAGCCUAAGCCUAAGCCUAAGCCUAAGCCUAAGCCUAAGCCCAAGCCUAAGCCUAAGCCUAAGCCUAAGCCUAAGCCUAAGCCUAAGCCUAAGCCUAAGCCUAAGCCUAAGCCUAAGCCUAAGCCUAAGCCUAAGCCUAAGCCUAAGCCUAAGCCUAAGCCUAAGCCUAAGCCUAAGCCUAAGCCUAAGCCUAAGCCUAAGCCUAAGCCUAAGCCUAAGCCUAAGCCUAAGCCUAAGCCUAAGCCUAAGCCUAAGCCUAAGCCUAAGCCUAAGCCUAAGCCUAAGCCUAAGCCUAAGCCUAAGCCUAAGCCUAAGCCUAAGCCUAAGCCUAAGCCUCAAGCCUAAGCCUAAGCCUAAGCCUAAGCCUAAGCCUAAGCCUAAGCCUAAGCCUAAGCCUAAGCCUAAGCCUAAGCCUAAGCCUAAGCCUAAGCCUAAGCCUAAGCCUAAGCCUAAGCCUAAGCCUAAGCCUAAGCCUAAGCCUAAGCCUAAGCCUAAGCCUAAGCCUAAGCCUAAGCCUAAGCCUAAGCCUAAGCCUAAGCCUAAGCCUAAGCCUAAGCCUAAGCCUAAGCCUAAGCCUAAGCCUAAGCCUAAGCCUAAGCCUAAGCCUAAGCCUAAGCCUAAGCCUAAGCCUAAGCCUAAGCCUAAGCCUAAGCCUAAGCCUAAGCCUAAGCCUAAGCCUAAGCCUAAGCCUAAGCCUAAGCCUAAGCCUAAGCCUAAGCCUAAGCCUAAGCCUAAGCCUAAGCCUAAGCCUAAGCCUCAAGCCUAAGCCUAAGCCUAAGCCUAAGCCUAAGCCUAAGCCUAAGCCUAAGCCUAAGCCUAAGCCUAAGCCUAAGCCUAAGCCUAAGCCUAAGCCUAAGCCUAAGCCUAAGCCUAAGCCUCAAGCCUAAGCCUAAGCCUAAGCCUAAGCCUAAGCCUAAGCCUAAGCCUAAGCCUAAGCCUAAGCCUAAGCCUAAGCCUCAAGCCCUAAGCCUAAGCCUAAGCCUAAGCCUAAGCCUAAGCCUAAGCCUAAGCCUAAGCCUAAGCCUAAGCCUAAGCCUAAGCCUAAGCCUAAGCCUAAGCCUAAGCCUAAGCCUGCCCAAGCCUAAGCCUAAGCCUAAGCCUAAGCCUAAGCCUAAGCCUAAGCCUAAGCCUUAAGCCUAAGCCUAAGCCUAAGCCUAAGCCUAAGCCUAAGCCUAAGCCUAAGCCCUAAGCCUAAGCCUAAGCCUAAGCCUAAGCCUAAGCCUAAGCCUAAGCCUAAGCCUAAGCCUAAGCCUAAGCCUAAGCCUAAGCCUAAGCCUAAGCCUAAGCCUAAGCCUAAGCCUAAGCCUAAGCCUAAGCCUAAGCCUAAGCCUGCCUAAGCCUAAGCCUAAGCCUAAGCCUAAGCCUAAGCCUAAGCCUAAGCCUAAGCCUAAGCCUAAGCCUAAGCCUAAGCCUAAGCCUAAGCCUAAGCCUAAGCCUAAGCCUAAGCCUAAGCCUAAGCCUAAGCCUAAGCCUAAGCCUAAGCCUAAGCCUAAGCCUAAGCCUAAGCCUAAGCCUAAGCCUAAGCCUAAGCCUAAGCCUAAGCCUAAGCCUAAGCCUAAGCCUAAGCCUAAGCCUAAGCCUAAGCCUAAGCCUCAAGCCUAAGCCUAAGCCUCAAGCCUAAGCCUAAGCCUAAGCCUAAGCCUAAGCCUAAGCCUAAGCCUAAGCCUAAGCCUAAGCCUAAGCCUAAGCCUAAGCCUAAGCCUAAGCCUAAGCCUAAGCCUAAGCCUAAGCCUAAGCCUAAGCCUAAGCCUAAGCCUAAGCCUAAGCCUAAGCCUAAGCCUAAGCCUAAGCCUAAGCCUAAGCCUAAGCCUAAGCCUAAGCCUAAGCCUAAGCCUAAGCCUAAGCCUAAGCCUAAGCCUAAGCCUAAGCCUAAGCCUAAGCCUAAGCCUAAGCCUAAGCCUAAGCCUAAGCCUAAGCCUAAGCCUAAGCCUAAGCCUAAGCCUAAGCCUAAGCCUAAGCCUAAGCCUAAGCCUAAGCCUAAGCCUAAGCCUAAGCCUAAGCCUAAGCCUAAGCCUAAGCCUAAGCCUAAGCCUAAGCCUAAGCCUAAGCCUAAGCCUAAGCCUAAGCCUAAGCCUAAGCCUAAGCCUAAGCCUAAGCCUAAGCCUAAGCCUAAGCCCAAGCCUAAGCCUAAGCCUAAGCCUAAGCCUAAGCCUAAGCCUAAGCCUAAGCCUAAGCCUAAGCCUAAGCCUAAGCCUAAGCCUAAGCCUAAGCCUAAGCCUAAGCCUAAGCCUAAGCCUAAGCCUAAGCCUAAGCCUAAGCCUAAGCCUAAGCCUAAGCCUAAGCCUAAGCCUAAGCCUAAGCCUAAGCCUAAGCCUAAGCCUAAGCCUAAGCCUAAGCCUAAGCCUAAGCCUAAGCCUAAGCCUAAGCCUAAGCCUAAGCCUAAGCCUAAGCCUAAGCCUAAGCCUAAGCCUAAGCCUAAGCCUAAGCCUAAGCCUAAGCCUAAGCCUAAGCCUAAGCCUAAGCCUAAGCCUAAGCCUAAGCCUAAGCCUAAGCCUAAGCCUAAGCCUAAGCCUAAGCCUAAGCCUAAGCCUAAGCCUAAGCCUAAGCCUAAGCCUAAGCCUAAGCCUAAGCCUAAGCCUAAGCCUGCUCUAAGCCUAAGCCUAAGCCUAAGCCUAAGCCUAAGCCUAAGCCUAAGCCUAAGCCUAAGCCUAAGCCUAAGCCUAAGCCUAAGCCUAAGCCUAAGCCUAAGCCUAAGCCUAAGCCUAAGCCUAAGCCUAAGCCUAAGCCUAAGCCUAAGCCUAAGCCUAAGCCUAAGCCUAAGCCUAAGCCUAAGCCUAAGCCUAAGCCUAAGCCUAAGCCUAAGCCUAAGCCUAAGCCUAAGCCUAAGCCUAAGCCUAAGCCUAAGCCUAAGCCUAAGCCUAAGCCUAAGCCUAAGCCUAAGCCUAAGCCUAAGCCUAAGCCUAAGCCUAAGCCUAAGCCUAAGCCUAAGCCUAAGCCUAAGCCUAAGCCUAAGCCUAAGCCUAAGCCUAAGCCUAAGCCUAAGCCUAAGCCUAAGCCUAAGCCUAAGCCUAAGCCUAAGCCUAAGCCUAAGCCUAAGCCUAAGCCUCAAGCCUAAGCCUAAGCCUAAGCCUAAGCCUAAGCCUAAGCCUAAGCCUAAGCCUAAGCCUAAGCCUAAGCCUAAGCCUAAGCCUAAGCCUAAGCCUAAGCCUAAGCCUAAGCCUAAGCCUAAGCCUAAGCCUAAGCCUAAGCCUAAGCCUAAGCCUAAGCCUAAGCCUAAGCCUAAGCCUAAGCCUAAGCCUAAGCCUAAGCCUAAGCCUAAGCCUAAGCCUAAGCCUAAGCCUAAGCCUAAGCCUAAGCCUAAGCCUAAGCCUAAGCCUAAGCCUAAGCCUAAGCCUAAGCCUAAGCCUAAGCCUAAGCCUAAGCCUAAGCCUAAGCCUAAGCCUAAGCCUAAGCCUAAGCCUAAGCCUAAGCCUAAGCCUAAGCCUAAGCCUAAGCCUAAGCCUAAGCCUAAGCCUAAGCCUAAGCCUAAGCCUAAGCCUAAGCCUAAGCCUAAGCCUAAGCCUAAGCCUAAGCCUAAGCCUAAGCCUAAGCCUAAGCCUAAGCCUAAGCCUAAGCCUAAGCCUAAGCCUAAGCCUAAGCCUAAGCCUAAGCCUAAGCCUAAGCCUAAGCCUAAGCCUAAGCCUAAGCCUAAGCCUAAGCCUAAGCCUAAGCCUAAGCCUAAGCCUAAGCCUCAAGCCUAA
Messenger RNA from Bursaphelenchus okinawaensis, 6198 nucleotides. The record is from the annotation of a GenBank genome assembly. NCBI's taxonomy places the organism in Eukaryota, Metazoa, Nematoda, Chromadorea, Rhabditida, Aphelenchoididae.